Messenger RNA from Caenorhabditis sp. 36 PRJEB53466, 1229 nucleotides. Lineage: Eukaryota; Metazoa; Nematoda; Chromadorea; Rhabditida; Rhabditidae. The record is from the annotation of a GenBank genome assembly.
AUGCCCAACAACUUCACCAAUUUUUCAAAAUGGACACAACUGUCGAGUAGCAUCGCGUCGGUCGGCUUCUUCUCGACUUCUCUAUCCGCGUUCAUCUUCAUAGUUCUCUCUGUGUAUUACGUUCGGACGAGCUAUGAGAGCUACAAACGGUACAUGAUCGUAUUUUCCCUAUUAGGAUUCGGAUUGGCAUCGGUGGAGUUCGCCGUGAAUCCGAUCUUUCACCAUUACAACUGCGGCAUCGUCAUGUUCAGUUUGGUGCAUCCACUUGGAGCUUCCAUCAAUGUGACGUUCGAUUUGUUGUGUGAGUGUGGCCUGUUCGAGACAAUUACAUCUGAAAUUUCCAGUAAUCCACGCGGGCUUCUACUCUGCAACCAUUUCCUUUCUCACCGUUCAAUUCUUCUACCGAUACAUUGCAAUUCUACAGUAAGUAACAAUCCCCGGCUGCAGAUACCGUCGUCUCACUUUUCAGUCCCGGCCUGGUUCCCAAACUUUUCGGUGCCUGGCGGAUCAUCAUUUGGAUUUGUUACGCCGCUUUUUUCGGUGUAGAGUGGGCUGUCGGAAUGGCUUAUUUCGGAAAAAUGGAUAGUUUUGCAACAGAGUACAUGAGGGAAGAAGUACAAGUUUAUUACGGGAAAGAUAUUGAGCAAAUUGCAAAGUGUGCGGUUGUAGCCUAUGCCGAUAACAAGUUACGAUGGAGGAAUAUAAUGUGCAUUCUCAACAUGACCUUCAUUAUGGUAUCCACCGCUCUGGAUUUUGCAUUAGUCACUUUUCUCAGAUCAUUCAAUAUGCCGCCAUAAUCUUCUUCGGCUGGCGAAUGAACGUCGAAAUGAGAAAGGUUGUCUUCAACUUGUCGCCCGUUCUUUGGAAGCUGCACACCCAGUUCUUCCGAGUGCUUCUUCUCCAGAUCCUCGUUCCCACACUGACCCUGUUCAUGCCCGUCUUCAUCCUCAUGUACACCCCUCUGCUCGAUCUGAAAAUCCGUUUUCCGUCCGGUGUCCUUCUCAACGCGUUCUCUUUCUUCCCGGCCAUGGAUGCGAUCAUAGUCAUGUUCAUUUUGUCCGACUACAAGAAUUUCAUAAAAAGUUCGUUUGUAGAGUUGGGCGUGAUCAAUUAUCAAGUGCAUUCCAGGAGUCAUUGGCAAUGCCGCGAUCACAUGGCUCGGCGCAGUGCGAAUUUCGGAGAAUCUGGCGGCGACACGGACAACUCGAGUUGUUUUUGCGGCCGUGUAG